AAAGAGAGAGAGAGAGGUGCAUCGAGGUGGCGUGAAAGGAGGAAAGAGAUCGGUGGAUCGACGAUUACAUUACUUCGUGGAUCCGAAACCCACUUAGAGAGCGAAUAGCUUGCGAAGGUGGUGGAAGCCCCUCUCCCCUCUUCCCUCUCCCCUCUCCGAUCCUAAAUCUAGGGUUUCAGAAUCUCCCCAAAUCCUCCCCCCAAAUUCGUCGAUCUCAUCUCGAUCCCUGACGUGGGAACAUAGAUUUGCGGAGAAUUUGCGCGAUUUGAUUCGAAGUUCUUGUGAAAUUCAGGUGGUGAAUCGAUCGAUUUGUAGAUUAGGUAUGUAUAUCGAGGAAUUAGGGCACGAUGGUGCUUCGGGAGGCGGAGAAGAAGAGGAAUCGCCUAGGGUUUCGAAGAUCGCGUUGCUGAGCGCGAAGAGGGCGGUGGUCGGGGUCGGGGCGCGGGUGCUCUUCUACCCGACGCUUGUAUAUAAUGUUCUUCGGAACAAGAUCCAAUCGGAGUUUCAUUGGUGGGAUCCCGUUGAUGAGUUCUUAUUGCUAGGUGCUGUUCCAUUCCCUAAUGAUGUACCUCUCUUGAAGCAACUUGGUGUUCAUGGUGUUAUUACAUUGAAUGAACCGUAUGAGACACUGGUGCCUUCAUCAUUGUACCUUGCUCAUGGGAUUGAACACUUGGUGAUACCAACAAGAGAUUACCUUUUUGCACCGUCACUUGGAGAUAUAUGCAAAGCUGUAGACUUCAUUCAUGAGAAUGCUUCUUGUGGGAAAACAACAUAUGUUCACUGCAAAGCUGGUCGAGGGCGCAGCACCACAAUCGUUCUGUGUUACUUGGUGCAAUAUAAGGAAAUGACACCUGCAUCAGCAUAUGAGUAUGUCAGAUUGAACAGGCCGAGAGUUCUUUUAGCUUCUGCACAGCGGCAGGCCGUCCAACAAUACUACCAUCUGAGAGUUAAGAAAGCGAGAAUACCUGCCUCCUUAAACUAUCCAGUUCUAAAAUCAUCAGUGCUACUGAGUGCUCGAAACUUUGUGGCCUUCGAUGAGAGCACAUUUGUGGUGGUAACAAAAUCUGAUCUGGAAGGUUAUAAUGAUGGUGAUUCAGGGAUGCACAAUGUGGGUAACAGCAUAUGGGCAGAGCUAAGUGUAGUAUAUAAAGUGCAAUUUGCAGGACAAGCAGCCAUCGCAAGGCUCUCAUACUUCUAUCUUCGCUGCCGUGCCUUAAGUGAGAAAUCGCUGCCUGAUAAAGUAAUGGGGAGCGAUAGCUGCUCUCUGGAGGCUGAGCAGCUCGGUGCUGGCCAUCCCCAUCUGCUGCAAGGGGUUGCGGUAAAUCUGUAAUCUUCCACUGGCUAAAUUGCAGAAAAACCUCCUGUAGAUAUCGCAGUUUUUUUGUUGCCCCCCCCCCCCUAGAAUUUCGGAACUUACACGUUGCCUCUUUAAACUACAAGAUUACAUCACUUCAUCCGUCACUUUACUCUUACGGCAUUAGAGUAAAUUGUAGGUUGCGAAUUUCGGAGGGUAAUGGGAAACUCGCGAUAUUCAUAUGGGGUUUUGUACAGUUAGUUUUUUUUCUUCUUUUUUGCCCUCCCUCGUUUUCUUCAAGUCGUGGGCUUUUAUGGUAUAUAGAAGGAUUCUGUUAUCAUGCUUUUGAGUGACAUGGUGGCAGAUAUCUCCUAUGAUAGUUCUGAGGCUUCAAAGCUAUCUUAGGACCUAUCACAUUAGCAGCGCAAAGAAGAGGACGCUGGAAGAAUGAAGUUACCAGAGUCUAAUAUGUAUAUAUCACAAUAAAUUUAAACGCGACGUGUAAAGAAAGGAUCAAUGGGUCGACUCUGUUUCUUACGGCAAGAAAUGUUAUAUCUGCUUAGCUUGUUUUCUCUCUC
Molecule: messenger RNA, 1872 nt
Organism: Ananas comosus (pineapple)
Lineage: Eukaryota; Viridiplantae; Streptophyta; Magnoliopsida; Poales; Bromeliaceae
Product: putative dual specificity protein phosphatase DSP8
Exons: 6
Coding region: 323-1330 (335 amino acids)
Biological process (GO): protein dephosphorylation
Molecular function (GO): phosphatidylinositol-4,5-bisphosphate 5-phosphatase activity; protein tyrosine/serine/threonine phosphatase activity
Source: RefSeq, a predicted model, not a curated record